AUGGCAGACGGAGGAGAACGACAUUCUAGUCAAGCGCCAAUUUCUACUGUAAAUUGGACUUUGGUGGGGGAGCUGGCUGCCAUAGAAGCAGAAAUCGAAAGGCUUAAAACAGACAAUCAUAGGCUCUUUUCUUGUAAUCUAUCCUUGGAGCAUGAUCUCGCUGUUUCUGAGGAGGACAUAAAACGGCUAAGAGUACAUUUAAGAACCAUCAAGAAUGAAUCUGAUAUCCAGAUUCAAGGUAUGUUGGAAAAAAUUGCAAAAUGUGAAGCUGAGAUAUCUGCUAGUGAAAGCAUCACGGAGGGACUGCAGCAAGCUUCUUUUGAGGCCCAAGGUCUGCUGAAAAGUAAUCAACAGUUGAGUGGUCAAAUUCAGCAAGCCCUCCAAGAAUUGGAAAUAGCCAACGCUGAUAUUAUGAGGCUCCCUGAAAAACAACGUGAACUGGAUAAUAUGAAGAAAGCAUACCAAGGGUCCGAUGUGAUAGUUUGGCAACAAAAAUAA
Molecule: messenger RNA, 498 nt
Organism: Daucus carota subsp. sativus
Lineage: Eukaryota; Viridiplantae; Streptophyta; Magnoliopsida; Apiales; Apiaceae
Product: protein FLX-like 4
Exons: 1
Coding region: 1-498 (165 amino acids)
Source: RefSeq, a predicted model, not a curated record